Molecule: messenger RNA, 1636 nt
Organism: Danaus plexippus (monarch butterfly)
Lineage: Eukaryota; Metazoa; Arthropoda; Insecta; Lepidoptera; Nymphalidae
Product: alpha-tocopherol transfer protein-like
Exons: 8
Coding region: 234-1172 (312 amino acids)
Cellular component (GO): membrane
Molecular function (GO): phosphatidylinositol bisphosphate binding
Source: RefSeq, a predicted model, not a curated record
AAAAGGUUUAUAUAUCAUGUUAUUUGCGAAUGUUUCCUUUGUACACGAGGUUGUUUUUUGUACACUUUUGUCUACAACUUGUAUUAUUCUUGGACAGACCGGUGUAUAAACGAAGUAAUAGUCGCGUUCCCGAAUAAGAGCUCGUUUUAAUGUUAGAAUUUCUCAGCCAGGUGGAGGUUUACAGUUACGUGCAUUCACCCUAGACAGUAAGCGAAACGGUCAUUUCGAACAAAAUGAAGUUGAAGUCAGAGUUACUGGUGCAACCUUCGGGGGAGUUGUCCAAGAAGAUUAGGGAAGAACUAAAAGAAGAUCCUAAAACAAGAGAUCGCGACCUCGCCGCUAUCAAGGACUGGCUCCGGAAACAACCUCAUCUUCCUGAUGAAUGGGAGGACAUGCCGCUCCUCACAUUCCUCAGGGGAAGUAGUUUCUCAUUGGAGAAAUGCAAACGUAAAUUGGACAUGUACUUCACUAUGAGAGCCGCUUGCCCAGAGUUCUUCACCAACCGCGAUGCCACAAGCCCGGCCUUGAGGGAAGUCCUGAAAACUAAGCUACAAGGACCAGCACUGCCUGGCGUAACGCCGAAUGGCAGAAGAGUGACAAUUUGCAGAGGUCUUUAUCCCAGUUUAGAUUCACAGCAAAUAACGGACACUCUGAAGCUAGCUCUCAUGAUCGGAGACAUCAGACUAAUUGAAGAAGUGGAAGGCGUCGCUGGCGACAUUUAUAUUUUAGAUGGAGCUGUUCUUGGUGCAAGUCUGCUAGGAAGAUUAUCUCCGUCAGUAAUCAAGAAGUUCAUGAUUUGUGUUCAAGAAGCAUAUCCAGUGAAACUAAAGGAAGUGCAUAUAAUCAACACUUCUCCUACCGUAGAGAGAUUUGUGACGUUCGUGAAGCCGUUCCUUAAGGAGAAGAUACGGAAGAGAAUCUUCAUUCAUAAAGAUAUCAAGGACUUAUACAAGUACGUCCCACAAGAAAUGUUACCGAAAGAGUACGGCGGUCAGUGUGGUACCAUGGACGAGUUACAGCAAAACUGGACGGACAAGCUGAUAGAGUACCGUGACUGGUUUAAAGCUCAAGACGCUCUGGUCGCCAACGAGAGCUUGAGACCAGGGCGCCCUACUAACUACGAUGAAUUAUUCGGUAUCGACGGCUCGUUUAGACAACUGGCCAUUGAUUAAUGAUACCUAGCCUCAUGUUUAAUAUAGGCAUAAAUAAUUUUAAUUGCAAAAUUUUAAUAUUUCUUUGUUGGAUAAUUAGUUGUCAUUUUAUUGAUGGUAAUAAUACUUUUUUUGUUACAGCUUUCAGUUUAAAAAUUUUAUAAACUAAAUUAGAAAUAAUAUUCAGGUGAGGUUUUGCUCUUUGCUAUAUUUAAAUUGGGAACCAAAUAGGUAUUAAGAAUAUUUGUUGCCUGCUCAAUAGUUUUAACAAUAGUGAUGUUUAUAUAUUCAAUGAUUUCCGUCCUAAUUAUUCGCCAAUUUACAUAAUAGUGUUGUUCCGUUUUAUUUUCGUUUAUUUUUAAUGAAUUUAUAUAUUUCGGGAGCAAAUUUUAUUUAACGUAAGGCAUCUAAAUAAGAUUAAUUAUUAUUUACAUUAAGGUAUCCAUUUCUGUGAUGUACUGAAUAAAAAUGUGCUUAAUCCAUUA